GCAUUGUGGGCUUGCGAGGGAGAGGUAUAGGCCCUAACGUUGACAACGACCCGGGGCCGCGUCGGUCGCCCGAGUAGAGGGAGGGAAGGCAGCGCGGAUUUGCUGGACGUCUGACAAAUUUCCUGAAUAUUGGAAAACCGACACAACUGGAGUAGCUAAUCGCAACUCCCGACUCCAGAAGAGUUUAACGUCCAUUGAGGUUAAAAUGAUGAAAAAUGUCCACCUGGCAACCGAAGCAGAUGAAGAGGAUAUUUAUUCUGGUUACAAUGACUAUAAUCCUACCUUUGAUACAGAGGAUUUAGAGAAUGAUCCAGCUUUUCAACAAGCUGUGAAAACUAGUCAUGGUAGAAGACCUCCUCUUACAGCCAAAGUUCCAGGUACAUCAGGUUCACGACCCUUAGCUACUGGAUAUGGGUCAAAGACAACACUAUCUUCAUCAAUGGGCAGACCAAUGACAGCAGCUGUACAGGAUGGUGUUGCUCGACCGAUGACAGCAGUGCAGGCAGCAGGUUACACCAAAGCAGUUUCCAGAGGUUCUGUAUUUGAUCCUCUUGGUCAAGCAAGGGGACCAGCUCCUCCCCUAGAAACAAAGAAUGAAGAUAGUCCAGAGGGAAAGAUAAAGCAGUUGGAAAAAAAAGUGAACGAGUUAGUUGAAGAAAGCUGCAUUGCUCACAGUUGUGGAGACUUAAAGUUGGCUCUUGAAAAGGCGAAAGAUGCUGGAAGAAAGGAAAGAGCUUUAGUAAGACAACGUGAACAAACUAUGUCUCCUGCCAACAUCAACCUAGAUCUUACUUACACUGUUCUCUUUAAUUUGGCCAGCCAGUACUCUGCUAAUGAAAUGUACGCAGAAGCAUUAAAUACCUAUCAGGUCAUAGUGAAAAACAAGAUGUUUGUCAAUGGAGGCAUGCUGAAGGUGAACAUGGCAAAUAUUUAUUUGAAGCAGAGAAACUAUUCAAAAGCUAUCAAAUUUUACCGAAUGGCUCUGGAUCAGAUUGCAAGUGUCCAUAAAGAAAUGAGGAUUAAAAUAAUGCAGAACAUUGGAGUUGCAUUUAUUAAGACUGGCCAAUAUACAGACGCCAUUAGCUCAUUUGAGCACAUUAUGAGCACAUUGCCAAACCUAAAAGCAGGCUUCAACUUGAUCCUUUGCUAUUUUGCUACUGGAGACAGAGAACAAAUGAAAAAGGCUUUCCAAAAAUUAAUUGCGGUGCCACUGGGAAUUGAUGAUGACGACAAAUACAUUUCACAAGGAGAUGAUCCACAUACAAACCUACUGAUUGAAGCUAUUAAAAAUGACAGCUUGCGGCAAAUGGAGCGUGAAAGGAAAGCUACAGCAGAAAAGUAUAUCAUGACGGCUGCUAAACUAAUUGCUCCAGCGAUUGAAACAUCAUUUGCUGUAGGCUAUGAUUGGUGUGUAGAAAUGGUAAAAGCUUCUCAGUAUGUGGAGUUAGCCAAUGACCUGGAAAUCAAUAAAGCAAUUACAUAUUUGAGGCAAAAGGACUUUAAUCAGGCUGUGGAGACUUUAAAGAUGUUUGAAAAAAAAGAUAGCAGAGUUAAAAGUGCAGCUGCAACGAACCUUUCGUUUCUUUAUUUCUUGGAAAAUGAAUUUACACAGGCAAGCCACUAUGCAGAUUUAGCAGUAAAUUCUGAUAGAUACAACCCAUCUGCUCUCACAAAUAAAGGAAAUACGAUCUUUGCAAAUGGAGACUAUGAGAAGGCAGCAGAGUUCUAUAAGGAAUCUCUAAGAAAUGAUUCUUCGUGCACUGAAGCGCUUUAUAACAUUGGUUUAACGUAUAAAAAGCUGAACAGGUUAGAUGAGUCAUUGGAUUCUUUUCUGAAGCUUCACGCUAUCCUUCGAAACAGUGCCCAGGUUCUCUUCCAAAUAGCAAGCAUAUAUGAAUUAAUGGAGGAUCCUAAUCAGGCCAUUGAGUGGCUUAUGCAACUCAUCAGUGUUGUUCCAACGGACUCACAUGCAUUAGCAAAGCUUGGAGAACUCUAUGACAGUGAAGGAGAUAAGUCUCAGGCUUUUCAAUAUUACUACGAGUCCUAUCGGUAUUUCCCUUCAAACAUUGAGGUCAUUGAAUGGCUUGGAGCCUAUUACAUUGACACACAAUUUUGUGAAAAAGCCAUUCACUACUUUGAAAGAGCAGCACUUAUUCAACCAACUCAGGUGAAGUGGCAAUUGAUGGUUGCAAGCUGCUUCAGAAGAAGUGGUAACUACCAAAAAGCUCUUGAUACCUACAAGGCGAUUCACAGAAAGUUUCCUGAAAACGCGGAAUGUUUACGCUUUUUGGUCCGACUCUGCACAGACAUGGGCUUGAAAGAAAUCCAAGAGUAUGCAACAAAGCUUAAGAGAGUGGAAAAACUGAAAGAAAUAAGGGAACAGCGUGUCAAGUCUGGCAGAGAUGGCAGUGCCCGGGCACGCAGAGAAGGCAGCGGUGGUGGUGAUCCUGGUAGCAUCACGCAUAAAGGGGAGCGUCUGAGUGCUAAAUUGAAAGCUUUGCCAGGAACAUAUGAGCCCUAUGAAAGCAGUGGUAAUAAAGAAAUAGAUGCUUCCUAUAUUGACCCACUUGGACCACAGGCUGAGAGACCAAAAACUGCACUGAGGAAAAAAAUAGAUGAAGAUGAAUUUGCUGAUGAAGAACUGGGAGAUGAUUUGCUUCCAGAAUAACCUGUAGCCCAGUAUAGUAACCUUAAAAGCUUUGAAAGGAAAAAAAGAGAAAUGUUUCUUACAGGUUUUGAUAAGGUUGUGAAGUUCUUAUGUUUAUUUAAGCAAUGUGUAUAUGAACUGUGAAUUUUGAGUAAACCGUUUUUAUAGAGCA
Molecule: messenger RNA, 2819 nt
Organism: Podarcis muralis (Common wall lizard)
Lineage: Eukaryota; Metazoa; Chordata; Lepidosauria; Squamata; Lacertidae
Gene: IFT88
Product: intraflagellar transport 88
Biological process (GO): inner ear receptor cell stereocilium organization; non-motile cilium assembly; kidney development
Cellular component (GO): non-motile cilium; ciliary base; centriole
Molecular function (GO): kinesin binding
Source: RefSeq, a predicted model, not a curated record